Cucumis sativus (cucumber) is the source of this 4889-nucleotide messenger RNA. RefSeq names its product pheophytinase, chloroplastic. The record is from RefSeq and is a predicted model, not a curated record. Gene Ontology annotation, molecular function: chlorophyllase activity. The transcript has 7 exons. Gene Ontology annotation, cellular component: chloroplast. NCBI's taxonomy places the organism in Eukaryota, Viridiplantae, Streptophyta, Magnoliopsida, Cucurbitales, Cucurbitaceae. Bases 3451 to 4620 code for a protein of 389 amino acids. Gene Ontology annotation, biological process: chlorophyll metabolic process.
UUCUUCAACUGUGAAGGUGUUAGCUUACUCUUGAUGCGAUGAACUAGACUUAUUCCCCUUUUCUUUCUUUCUUUUUUUGUCUGUGUUUUGAACUUUCUUGAGUACAUUUAGCCCCUAACUAAAUCCUAAUUGUACCUUAAAAUGUAAAAGAACCCUUCAAUUCCCAAGACACACUCAAAAAUGCGAAAGACCACCAUUUGACUCCGAAGUAUGUUCUAAAAGUUGAAGUGUACCCCAUUCAAUUCCUAAAAGCUCUCUAAGAUGCAUAUGAGCUCCCACCCAACUCCUAAAUGCAUUUUGAGACUUCACAACACCGAUUUUUGAACUCUUCACCAAUAACUCCCUAAAAUGGUAAAAUGCUAAAAGAUCCCUACUUGACUCUCAAAGGUGAACCGCAUAACCAACUUCAGAGCCUGUUUAAGAUGCAAAUGAACCCCACCCAACUCUGAAAUCAACUAAUCUUCCGAAGAUGCUUGAUUUAGUUCUUUUUUAUAUAUAGGAACAUUUCUUUGAAUGAAUGAAACAAGGGAAGACCCAGCGGCCAGCUCCUAUAGGUGAUUAUAAGAAAUCUCUCCAAUAGGAAGUGAAAAAAUAUAAACUAUAGCCUAUAGGAAGUAAAAAGAAAUUCAGAAUUACACCAAUUGAAAACAUGAGUAACAACUGAGUCCCGAAAUCUAUCAGCAGCAGAGGAUGUGUCUCUAAAGAGCUGACCUUUACAUUCAUCACAAAGAGUCCAAAUGAAACCUCACACAAUAGAUAACCUAAUAAAAUGUCUAGUGCCACCAAAAGGAUGCCCAACAAGCAAAGAUUUCUAGAGAUCAAUGGUAGAGUUGGGGAAGGCCAAAGACCAAUCAAAGGCUUCUAGAACAAUAUCCUAAAAAUGUGACGCAAAAGAGCAGUGUGCAAACAAAUGAGCUGGAGUUUCAGAGGUAUAGCAACACAUGGAGCACCACGAAGGGGAAAGAUGCAUAUAAGGCAUAUGUGAUAUGACGCCGUAAUCUAUUAUACGUGUUUAUGGCUCCAAGUUUGAGCUCUCGUAAGAAAAUUUUAAUUUUCUUCAGGUAAGCCUUCCAAAUAAUUAGUAGAGGUCCUUCCAAAGUGGUCAUUAGUUCCAAUAAUAUCAACCACGAGAGAUUUAACGAUGAAAUGCAGUGAUGCAUUGGCCAAAUCCAAACAUUAGCAGUUGAUCAAUGUCAAACAGAUGUGAGAUGAUCAGAUAAAAUAUCCCAUUCAGAUAAUUUCAAAUAAUUAAUGUUUCGACAGAGGUGAAGAUCCGAUGAAUCAGAAUCAACAAUCCAUACAUCUGCCACCGUUUCAGUAGGGCAAAGAGCAAGGCGAAACAUUUGAGUGAACGAAGUAGCUAAAAUACCACAACUAAGCCAAGGGUCAAUCCAAGAAAAGGUAGUAGUACCAUCACCAAUAUGAUGUUGAAAACAACUAUCAGUCAGCCCGAUGUUCUGACAAAUAUACCUCCAAGGGGAGAGAUGUGAACCAUGAUGUUUGCAGGAGGGCCAGCCUCUAUCAGUCAAAUGAUGUUUAGUAACGAUAACUUUCUGCCAUAACACGUCCUGCUCAGUAAGGAAUUGCCAAAUGCAUUUAGCCCAAAGGGCAACAAUGGUGGAACUUUCCAAUACAAGAGAAGGUAAAGAUGAUGCCUCUAAUCAUUGAGUUCUAUUCCAGUUGCAAAGGAAAAAUGAAGUUCCUUUAAUUUUCAUCAAUAGUUCGUGUCUAUGUAUGUCAACAUGGGGAUGAUUAUUCCACCAAACCUCCACCAUAGCCCGAAAAAAAGGAAUUGUAAGUUGAGCAUUCUCAAAACAGAUAGGGCAGUACCUCAAUCAAUGUUACUCAAAGUCAGAAACAAAGGAAAAUGGUUUGAUGUUAUGCUAUUGAGCCACUUUGAGAUCAUUGAACCAUACUUGGCAAUGCAUGCAUCAGUAAGCAAGAAUCUAUCUGAUAAAGAUAGAUAUUUAGUAAGGCUAGAAGUAGACCAAGUAAAACGGCCAUUAUUGAGAGGAAUAUCAUGUAAUUCAUAGUUUGCAAUCUGUUGAUUGAAAGCUGUAUACUUGAAGAGACAAAAUGAUUGUGAGAUUUUUGUAAAGUCCAUUGAUCCACAUUAAAGUCAUCUGCGAUUACCCAUCUGUCUCCCCCAACCUCCAACCCAAUCGUUAAGCUCUUUCCAAUAAUAUAUUCUGAUCCAAACCAACUCAAUCACUAAGCUCUUUCCGAUAAUCUAUUUUGAGAACAUUGUCAGAGGGUCCAUAAACCGAUGUAAGUCUUCAUUGUAUAAUUCUCUUGUACUUUGAGAUUUACAUUAAUAAAGAAGCUUGUCUCCGUUUCAAAAAAAAAGAAAACCGAUUUAAGUCGAAGAGAAAACCAUCAACCAAAGAUAAAUGUACAGAUACAAUAAAAUGGCCUUGAAUAGCCUCAUGAACUUUAUAAUCAGGUUCACUUUAUAAGACAAGAAUACCACCAGAAUAGAGGUUGUCAAUUCAGAAGAUGCUUUAUCAAGAGCCAAAGGCAUAUUGACUUGGCUUAAUUGCGAUGUGCUCUCAACGAUGUUCCUCAGGUUGCUUCGUCUUGCUUGUUAUCUUGAUAUUAAGGUGGGUGAUGUUGGAUUGUAAAUACAAAAGCGUGGGAUUUAUGUCUUUGAAAGUGUGCAAUCUUAAUGACCUUGAAACUUCAGCUCUGAGCUUCCCUUUCUUAGUUGUUGUUCUUUGUUACAUCUCGUGCUUCUCUUGAUUCAUGGAGGAUCCUCAUCUUUUUCUGUGAAAUCUCUUAUGAGUGACUUGAUGGACAUUGUGGAUCUCCUGCAAAGGAUCUAUAUUCUUUUAUGUGGAUGGAUCAUUAUCCUAAGAAAUAAAAUUUUUCUCAUGAGAGCGUAGCUUGGAUGUCGUCAAUAGUGUUGAUAGUCUUCAAUAUUGUAUGCCUUAUAUGUUUAUCUCUCCAUCUUAGUGUGUUCUGUGUCAAAGCCAUUCUAAGUCCCCUGGUCAUCCAUUUAUGCAUUGUUCUUUUGCCUCUUGCUUCUAGCAUAUUAUUUUGGAUGCUUUUGAAUCUUGAUUGGUUGCCCUAACAAUAUUGUUGACAUCUCCUGUGGGGAGAAAAACCACUUUUUCUAGUGUGCUAGCGUCUGUGCCAUUCUAUGAGUGCUUUGGGACGAGAGGAAUAGUAGGGUGUUUAGGGGCGUUGAGAAGGGGAGUGAAGGCUUAACGUAUCUUGUUACCUUCAUGUUUCUCAUUGGGCUUCGAUUUCGAAGACUUUUUAUAAUUAUUUUGUGAGCAUGCUUAUUUAUAGUUGGAGUGCCUUGUAACGGGAUUCCUCCUUUUCGUGGAUUUGGGUUUUUGUAUGCCCGUGUAUUCUUUCAUUCUUUUUCAAUGAAUGUCGUGUUUCUCAUUUUAAAAAAAUACAAUAUUCUUGACAUUUUGGCUUCUCUUUUGGUGAGUCAUCCGUUUUAUGGUACAAAGAAGAUGGUUUGGUGGCCAUAUUGCAUGCUUUUUUCUGGACUUUAUGGGGCUUCAUUGGUUGCAGGUGCAUGUGAAUUUGCAACAAACAUUUCAGAGAAAUCGGAACUGUUUGAUCAGAUCCAGGAACUGGGCAGGACGGUUUGUUGGUCUCAGCAAAAAUCCAUCUACAAAAGCAGCUGUGAUUACUGCAACAUCCUCAGCGGCAUCUGUGUGCAUUGGGCCUGCUCUGGAGGUGCAAGAAAUACGGGAGAGAUCCAACAAGUGGCAAUGGAAUCAGUACUCCAUAAACUAUUUUGUUUCCGACUAUCAACUUCAACAGCAACCACAAUCAAGGUCAAGUCCUGUCGUCCUUUUAGUUCAUGGAUUUGGAGCUUCUAUCCCCCAUUGGCGCAGGAAUAUUAGCACAUUGUCUCAAUAUUCAACUGUCUAUGCCAUCGAUCUCCUUGGCUUUGGUGCUUCCGAUAAGCCUGCUGGCUUUGCAUAUACCAUGGAAACGUGGGCAGAGUUGAUAUUAGAUUUUGUGGAUCAAGUCAUUAAGAAGCCAACCGUGCUAGUGGGUAACUCCGUGGGAAGCCUUGCUUGCGUGAUUGCCGCUUCAGAUUCCAGUAGAAAUCUAGUUCGAGGACUUGUUCUCUUAAACUGUGCUGGUGGUAUGAACAAUAAAGCAAUUGUCGACGAUUGGAGGAUCAAACUGUUAUUACCAUUGCUUUGGCUGUUCGAUUUCUUAUUGAACCAACGAAUAAUUGCUUCAGCACUGUUCGAACGUGUGAAAAAGAGAGAUAGCUUGAGGAACAUUUUGUCAUCCGUAUAUGGAAACAAGGAAAGUGUGGAUGAAGAUCUGAUAGACAUAAUUGUGGAACCAGCAAAUGACGAAGGGGCGCUUGAUGCUUUCGUUUCAAUCGUUACAGGACCACCAGGACCAAGCCCGGUGGAACUAAUGCCAAAAAUUUCUGUGCCUGUUCUGAUUUUGUGGGGAGAUGAAGAUCCAUUCACGCCACUUGAUGGCCCUGUUGGAAAGUACUUCAAGAAGUUAAGUAUGGAAGUUUCAAAUGUCAGUCUUUUUGUAUUGAAAGGAGUUGGACACUGUCCCCAUGAUGAUAGACCUGAAUUAGUGCAUGAGAAACUCCUUCCAUGGCUGGCUCAACUUCCUGCUUUGUAAGAGGCAAGUUUUUCAACAUCAUUUAUAUGUAUAUUUGUUUGUAUAGUUAUCCAACUGUGAUGCUUCAAUGGGUGCCAAAUCCCUGCAUGUAUUUUACCAAUUUGUUAGUUUAACCAUUAAAAAAAUGUCCUCAUUAUAGGUUGAUCGUUUAAUUGUAUUUGUCGCAAAGGGAAAAACUCGCAAUUCUUCGCUCAAACAAUUGUCAUUAACAACGUAUUUUUCUUUCUUUCUUUUUGCUGCUUAUGCACUUGGAAUUAAUCUUGAAUUGA